CUUCUAUUAAAAUGCUUUGCGACUUCGUGCCGAAAAGCAUUUUAAUAUUCAACACAACUAAGAUUAACUUUCAGCUUACGUGAACAUGUUCUUCAUCUUCGUUUUGUUGUCAAGCAACGGAUAAACAGACUUAUGUACUCCAGAUGACCUAAUCGAUUGAGGAUCCUGUUCUGUUUUCAAUUCUACAUGCCAUAACUAUACCAGUGCCAUUUAAAAAACUAUUUUCUCAGGGCUGACGUACUAAACGUGGAUUGAGGUAGAAUGGCAUCAAUCAAUUUUGAUUCAGUGUUGGAAUCUUUGGGAGCCGAAGGUCGAUAUCAAACGGUUCUCUACUAUUUGUUGUGCAUUCCAGCCACGAUACCGGCGGCUUUCCUUGCGUUUAAUCAAGUGUUUCUAUCGGCCACACCCGGUCAUUGGUGUCAAAUACCACAGCUGGCCAAUCUUACCAUAGAGAACCGAAAGGCCUUGGCCAUCCCGUUUGAUGGAACAAAAUACUCUUCUUGUACAAUGUACCACGUCGAUUACAAUCAAAUAUUGCCAGAAACGAUCUUGGCUGGUAUAUGGCCAGCAAAUAACACGUCACUCUCCCAGCCAAUCGUAGAUUCAACAUGGCCGGUCGUUAACUGCCUCUACGGUUGGGAAUAUGACAAGACUCAGUACGAAGCCACCUUAGUUACUGACUUGAAUUUAGUUUGUGACAACAAGUGGCUGCCAUCUUUUUCAACGACCCUUUUCUACGUAGGGUCGCUGUUUGGAAACCUUCUCUUUGGUUGGAUCGCCGAUAAAUGGGGACGUAGGAUUUCUUUUUUGUUAAUGAUCUACAUGGCUGUUACUCUCUCAAUUGCUACAGCCUUCUCACCAAAUUACACAGUCUACAUGGUUUUCCGUGCCAUAAAUGGAUUGACUUUCCCAGCCUUGUUCCAGAUUCCAUAUAUUCUUGUGAUGGAGCUAGUAGGCCCUGAAUUCAGGACCUUUGCUGGGAACGGGAUCAGCAUGUUCUUUGGUCUGUCACUCGCUCUACUUGCCGGGCUGGCCCAUUUUCUGCGACAUUGGUUCCAUCUCGCAUUGGCGACAUCCGUUCCAUUCCUACCUCUCUUUGGGUAUUACUGGGUUGUACCCGAGUCUCCCCGGUGGCUACUUAGUAGAAAUCGAAUCGACGAAGCAGAGGCCAUAGUUCAACGUAUCGCUCGGAUCAAUAAACGGAACAUACCACCAAACUAUUUGCGAAGCUUACAGCAGCAUACGGACUUAAUGUUGCAGACGGAUAUCAACAUUAAGCUGUCAACGGAAGAACAACAGGAAAUACCUCGUCAUCCGUCGCAUCAGCCGAGCAAGGGAACUAUGCUGGAACUGUUGCGCUAUCCAAACAUGCGUCGUAAAUUUUACAUUCUGACGUUUCUGUGGCUUGCCAAUUCAGUGGCAUACAAUGGCCUUUCGUACAACUCGUCGAAUCUCGGUGUUUCAGACACGUUGGCUUUCUUUAUCAACGCAGUCGUUGAAGCCCCAGCCUACGUCCUGACAUGGUGGGCAAUGAGCAGAUGGGGCCGUCGAUGGGUCACUUGUUUAACCAUGUUACUCGGUGGCCUGGCCUGUUGCUGUUGUAUGCUAGUUCCAGAAGAUCCCCUGUGGAUUUCCGUUACUUUGGCGAUGAUCGGAAAAUUUGGAAUAGCUGCUUCAUUCGGAAUCAUUUUCCUUUACGCUAGCGAGCUCCUACCUACUGUUGUUCGAAGCCAAGCAAUGGCAAUCGCAUCCUUUGUGGCUGGGAUAGGACUAAUAGCAUUUCCGUAUAUAGUAUUCUUGGCAGUCUAUUCUCGUCUAUUACCCUUGCUGAUUAUGGGUUUGCUAGCCACAGCCGGGGCCUUGUGUUCAGUUUUGCUUCCAGAGACGUUGGGCGUAAGCCUACCACAAACUUUAGAAGAGGGAGAAGCGUUCGGUCUACGGCAUCGCAUCUGGAGUUGUCCAGCAGGUCGCAAAAGCAGAUGCCAAAAAGUAGACGGUGCUAAAAGUUCAAACGUCGGAAACGAAUCCUUGGUUCUUUUAGAGCCAAGCGAUGUAGCAACAACGAAUGCGGAAUUUUCUCAGCCGCAGCCAUCAUCCACAUCUUGUAGUCUGUAAAGCCAUUUGAUUUUUUUUCUAUUCUUACAUUUUCAGUGACAUCAAAUCACAAUGGGAUAUGUUUCUUUUCAUCAAACUGAAAUAUACUAAGACAUUAUUU
Daphnia carinata is the source of this 2215-nucleotide messenger RNA. RefSeq names its product organic cation transporter 1-like. Gene Ontology annotation, cellular component: membrane. Gene Ontology annotation, biological process: transmembrane transport. Gene Ontology annotation, molecular function: transmembrane transporter activity. The transcript has 11 exons. NCBI's taxonomy places the organism in Eukaryota, Metazoa, Arthropoda, Branchiopoda, Diplostraca, Daphniidae. Bases 262 to 2115 code for a protein of 617 amino acids. The record is from RefSeq and is a predicted model, not a curated record.